Nothobranchius furzeri (turquoise killifish) is the source of this 3800-nucleotide messenger RNA. The record is from RefSeq and is a predicted model, not a curated record. NCBI's taxonomy places the organism in Eukaryota, Metazoa, Chordata, Actinopteri, Cyprinodontiformes, Nothobranchiidae.
ACACGCCAUGUUGUUGUCUGGAGCCAGGUCUCCGUGUUCCGGGGCUCAGGCCGCUAGCGGGGCUUCGGGGUUGUGAGGCUGGGUCGGCAGAGAGGAGCAGGGAGUGGGAGCUGAGUGGGAGGAGGGACGGAGGGAGCUAGCCGCUGAGUAGCAACGGCUAGUGACGGAGUGAUGAGUGACUGGAACGGGAAGAAGAAGAGAAGUGGAGAAGCUGGGGCCUCGAGGAGUUGACCUGGAAACGGACUUGAAUAACUGGUCAGGAGCUCCUGGCACCAGGGAUCGAUGAGCGAGCUUGUGAAUGGUGUUAAAAUAAUGGCGCUGGUUAAAGAAGAAGCUCAUGAAGAACAGAGUGCUGGUGAGGACCAGCAGGAACCAGAACACCUUCACGUAAAGGAGGAACAGGAUGACCUCUGGACCAUUCUGGAGAGAGAGCAGCUACAUUUGAAGGAGACUGAUGCUGCCAGAUUUCUAUUCACUGCUGGUUCUAUAAAGAGUGAGGAUGAUGAAGAAAAACCUCUCGUCUCACAGCUUCAUCAGCAGCAAAUAGAAGACCGAGAUGUUCCAGCGAGCAGCUCAGCUGACCAUGUGACAGCAGAAAUGACAAAUCAUUUAUCAACAAGGUCUUCAGGCUGUUGUGUUAGUAAGGAAUGUGUUAAAGUGAAGCAACAUGCAGACUCAUGUAGGGAAGUCCAGAAAAAGACUAAAACGUUUAGUUGUGAUCACUGUGGAAAAGAAUUUAUGGCUAAAUCAAGUUUAAACAGUCACAUGAGUGUCCACACAGGACAGAAGCCUUUUGCCUGUGAGCUGUGUGGACAAAGAUUUUCCCGAAAGACAACUUUAAACAGUCACAUGAGAAUCCACACAGGACAGAAGCCUUUUGCCUGUGAUCACUGUGGAAAAGAAUUUAUGGUUAAAUCAAGUUUAAACAGUCACAUGAGUGUCCACACAGGACAGAAGCCUUUUGCCUGUGAGCUCUGUGAAAAAAGAUUUAGACAUGAGACAAGUUUAAAAGGUCACAUGAGUGUCCACACUGGACAUAAGCCUUUUGCCUGUGGGCUGUGUGGACAAAAAUUUGGUCAUAAGACACAUAUAAAAGAUCACAUUAGAACCCACACAGGAGAGAAACCUUUUGCCUGUGACCUGUGUGGACAAAAGUUUAGUCGUAAGACAAAUUUAAAAGGUCACAUUAGAAUCCACACAGGACAGAAACCUUUUGCCUGUGAGCUAUGUGGUCAAAGAUUUCGUUCUAAGGCAAGUUUAAACAGUCAUAUGAGUGUCCACACAGGACAGAAGCCUUUUGCCUGUGAGCUGUGUGGAAAAGGAUUUAACCGACGAACAAAUUUAAACAGACACAUAAGAAUCCACACAGGAAAGACGCCUUUUGCCUGUAAGCUCUGUGGAAAAAGAUUUAGACAUGAGACAAGUUUAAAAGGUCACAUGAGAAUCCACACAGGACAGAAUCCUUUUGUCUGUGAUCUCUGUGGAAAAAGAUUUAGACAUAAGACACGUUUAAAAAGUCACAUGAGUGUCCACACUGGACCUAAGCCUUUUGCCUGUGGACUGUGUGGACAAAAAUUUUGUCAUAAGACACAUAUAAAAGAUCACAUGAGAAUCCACACAGGAGAAAACCCUUUUACCUGUGAGCUCUGUGGAAACAGAUUUAGACAUGAGACAAGUUUAAAAAGUCACAUGAGAAUCCACACAGGACAGAAGCCUUUUGUCUGUGAUCUCUGUGGAAAAAGAUUUAGACAUGAGACACGUUUAAAAAGUCACUUGAGUGUCCACACUGGACCUUUUGCCUGUGAUCUCUGUGGAAAAAGAUUUAGACAUGAGACACGUUUAAAAAGUCACAUGAGUGUCCACACUGGACAGAUGCCUUUUGCCUGUGAUCUCUGUGGAAAAAGAUUUAGAAAUGAGACACGUUUAAAAAGUCACAUGAGUGUCCACACUGGACAUAAGCCUUUUGUCUGUGAGCUGUGUGGACAAAGAUUUAGUCAUAAGAAUAAUUUAAACAUUCACAUGACAAUCCACACAGGACUGAAACCUUUUGCCUGUGAGCUCUGUGGACAAAGAUUUAACCGAAAGGCAAGUUUAUAUUCUCACAUGAAAAUCCACACAGGACAGAAUCCUUAUGCCUGUGAGGUCUGUGGUCAAAGAUUUCGUUAUAAGGCAAGUUUAAACAGUCAUAUGAGUGUCCACACAGGACAGAAGCCUUUUACCUGUGAGCUGUGUGGAAAAGGAUUUAACCGAAAGGCAGAUUUAAACAGACACACGAGAGUCCACACAGGACAGAAGCCUUUUAUAUGUGAGCUCUGUGGACAAGGAUUUAGUCAAAAGAUAAGUUUAAACAAUCACACGAGUGUCCACCCUGGACAGAAGCCUUUUGGUUGUGUAACAUGACCUAAGUGGUUACUUUUAAUAAAUGAUCAAUAAGAUGUGAUAUUUCCAUAUAAAUAUGAAAUAUCAAUAUUGAUCUUUUGAAAUUUCAUCUAAAAUGAAACCAGGUAAUUUUGGUAGUUCAGGGAAAAUCACACCUUCGUAAUAUUUUGAGACAGAGAGAAAAAUAGUUUCUAAAAACAAAUUUAAUACUAGAUUUCUACUACUGUGUGGGCGACGAUGGCACAGGAGUAAAGUGCUCGCUCCGUAAUCAAAAGGUUGCAGGUUCGAGCCCCCUCUUAAUCUGUCGCUGACAUUGUGUCCUUGUGCAAGACACUUAACUCACCUUGCCUGCUGGUGGUGGUCGGAGGGACCGGUGGCGCCAGUGCUCGGCAGCCUCGCCUCUGUCAGUGCGCCCCAGGGCAGCUGUGGCUACACCGUAGCUCAUCCCCGCCAGCGUGUGAAUGUUUGUGUGAAUGGCUGAAUGACUGAUUGUGUUGUAAAGCGCCUUGGGGGGUUUCCAGGACUCUAGAAGGCGCUAUAUCAAAUACAGGCCAUUUACCAUUUACUAAUGAUGACACGGAACAAAUGAUGAUAAAUUAUGGUUGAAACAAGAUAACUGGGACAAUGAAUGAAAUGAUGGAAUGUGUACUUAGAUGUUAUGUAGCAAAACCAAGUGUCUUAGAAAAUUGUGAUGUCUGGGUUGUAAAACACGUCUGAAUGUAUGGUUUAACAAUCUCAAUUAAAACACCAUCCCACGCCAGUUGUGCAGAAUCUACGAGUCCUUGUGGUGAAGGCUGCCGGUGAUCCAGCGGUCGGAGAAGUUGAUACAAACUGCCAGUAGAGUUGACUUCUGUGGUAUUUGGAGCACAUAAUUUCACCCCCAAAAACCAAACCGCUGUUCUGAGAUACCUUCCAGGUGAGUGCUGGAAGCUGGUGUAACAAUUUUGCAACUCCACAAUAAUUUCAGACUUCCUCAUCUGAUGUGGAGAGACCAGCUUGUCUGAGCGUAGCCUUUAGGAGGCGGAUCUCAAGUCUGGCCUUGGUUUGCUGCAGUUUAAUCAGAGUCUGUUGUUCCUCUGCCAGACGAAGCUGUGCUUCUGCCCUGUCAGUCUCUUUUUGCUGAAGUGCCUUGUAACCAUCAUCUUUGUUUGAUGAAGGGCGCUUCAAGCCUCUCCUCUGAGAUCCUGUGGCAACUACCACUGGCUCAACCAAUGAGAAACCAGCUGCUUCCUCAUGAACAGAGCUGAGAUUCAAUAUAAAUACGCUCUCUGGAUCAGUAGGCCUGUACUGAAAGGCUGAAUACGUUAAAGCCUACUUAAUCACUGUAGCCUGACGGAAGAACAAAUAAAACUAAAACCUUAUGAAUAUAUAGGAUAUCUUGUAAAAUACUGCAUGAUCCAUAUAUAGUAUUUUUGAUACAU